Messenger RNA from Lontra canadensis (Northern American river otter), 678 nucleotides. Its product is annotated as interleukin-36 beta-like. Gene Ontology annotation, biological process: positive regulation of gene expression; positive regulation of T cell differentiation; cytokine-mediated signaling pathway. Bases 181 to 678 code for a protein of 165 amino acids. Gene Ontology annotation, molecular function: cytokine activity. The transcript has 5 exons. The record is from RefSeq and is a predicted model, not a curated record. Lineage: Eukaryota; Metazoa; Chordata; Mammalia; Carnivora; Mustelidae.
UAUAGAACAAGGACGGUUCCAUCUAAUAACUUGGUGAAAUGUGAACAGUGGUCAAACUGAAUGAUGGGAAUUGUGCUAUAGAAAUUGGGAAGGAUUUAUGGAACUGAGACCAGCUGCUGACAACCUCUUCUCUAUUAUCGAUCUACCUUGUCCUCUAUCACAGGAAGAUCUGAAGCCAUCAUGGCUACCCCACAAGUGGUAGAGUUUCCCAGAAUCUUUGGUGUUCAUGAUUCUCAACAAAUGGUGUGGAUCCUGAGAGAAAAUUCACUAAUAGCAACUCCUUUUAGCAGCAAUGUCAAACCUGUCAGUCUUGAUUUAAUAACAUGUACAGACAAAGAAUUUCAUGAUGCGGGGAAAGGCAAUCCAGUUUACUUGGGAAUCAAGGGCAACCAUCUUUGUUUCUUCUGUGCAGAAAUUCAGGGCCAGCCUACUCUGCAGCUUAAGGAGAAAAAGAUCAUGGAUAUGUCCAAGGAGAAGAAAGCACAGAAGCCCUUUCUCUUUUUCCAUAGUAGGGAGGGCUCCACAUCUACCUUUCAAUCUGUUUCCUACCCGGACUGGUUCAUAGCCACUUCCAAAAUGGCAGGGCAGCCUGUAAUUCUCACCAAGGAGAGGGGCAAAAAUUACACCACUAACUUCUAUUUAGAGCCUGAGGACUAUAUUCAGCCUGUGAGAGGCUGA